Cylicocyclus nassatus is the source of this 1070-nucleotide messenger RNA. Lineage: Eukaryota; Metazoa; Nematoda; Chromadorea; Rhabditida; Strongylidae. The record is from the annotation of a GenBank genome assembly.
CUUCAUUGUAAUUCCUCGCAGGAGCUGGUCUUGGGCGGGCUUUCGCGACGCCCUAUAAAAGAGGACAGUAGGCGGAGGCGUUGCACCGGCCAUGGACCUCGAAACAAGGGUGAAAGCCUACCGUUUCGUUGCCUAUUCGGCCGUCACCUUCUCCGUCGUCGCUGUUCUUUCCGUAUGCGUCACGCUGCCUAUGGUCUAUAAUUAUGUACAUCAUGUUAAACGAACCAUGCACAAUGAGAUCAACUUUUGCAAGGGCUCUGCUAAAGAUAUUUGGAACGAAGUGCACAGUCUGAAGAGCCUUCCAUCGGUGGCGAACCGCACAUCACGUCAAGCCGGCUAUGGAGAUGCUGCUGUAACAGGAGGAACAGGAGCAGCACAGCAGGGGUCUUGCGAAGCUUGUUGCCUCCCCGGCCCACCCGGUCCCGCGGGAACUCCGGGAAAACCUGGUCGACCAGGAAAACCUGGUGCACCGGGUCUACCCGGUAAUCCAGGAAGACCACCACAACAACCAUGUGAACCAAUCACCCCUCCGCCGUGCAAGCCCUGUCCUCAGGGACCACCAGGGCCUCCGGGACCACCAGGACUUCCAGGAGAUGCGGGCCCACCUGGUCAACCGGGACUGCCAGGACAAGACGCACCACCAGGAGAACCUGGUCCGAAAGGCCCACCAGGACCACCUGGCAAUCCAGGAGCACCCGGAGCACCAGGAGAACCGGGGAUUCCAGCUCAGUCAGAACCACUCAUUCCUGGAGAACCGGGACCACCAGGAGAACCUGGACCCCAGGGACCACCAGGACCUCCGGGGCAACCUGGAAGCGAUGGUGCUCCUGGACAACCAGGUCCAAAGGGUCCGAAUGGUCCGGAUGGCCCACCUGGAGCCGAUGGAAAUCCAGGAGCUCCAGGACCUGCUGGACCCCCUGGACAACCAGGAGAACGCGGAAUCUGUCCGAAAUAUUGUGCAAUUGAUGGUGGUGUAUUCUUUGAAGACGGUACUCGGCGUUGAUGUAGACGGUGACAUUCGAGAAGUAGAACAUAUUCUUGAUUACAGGAAUAAAUUUUCCACGAAUGAU